GUGGAAGAGAAACAGUAGAUUCUUCUCGGAUGCAUUAUUUAAGAAAGAAGCAAUGUUGCUGAGCAGGACAGGCAGGACAGCCGCCAGCAGCAGUCAGAGUGACGGCGGCGCAUCCCAGACCCCGUGCUUCAGCUCAGGACCCUCACAGGGACCCACACACCAACAGCCAGCAUGGAAAAAGAGGGCGAGGUCCUCACAGAUGUGAUUGGAUUGCAUCCUUAUUCAGACAGGGAGAAUUUUGCUCUGAUUCAAGAGCAGAUGACAGAGCACUCUGACCUUGUGGAGACCAGAAUGAAAAAAGAGAAGAAGGAAAGGGAGGAGAAAGGUCAAACCGGUUUCUCAGAGGAGCAGAGAAGACAAGAGGAGUACUGUCUAUUGGCAGAGCUUGCCCGCAUUGAGCAGGAGCUCAGAGAAAAGUCUCGCAAAGAGCUGGAGAGACAGGAGGCCCUGGAGAGAGCGCGCAGUGAGGCGAACCGUGACAGGUGGAGGAACCUCAGCUAUAUGGCCCUCAGCCAACGCGUGAACAAGUACGUUCCCAUCCGAACGCAGGCCAUGGGUGUUCAGUUAUUUUAAGAACAUUCCCAUGCACAUUUACUGCCAGCCUAUCAGAAGACCGCCCCAGGUCCGACACCGCAAGAAGUGGCGAUAAUCAGUGUAGCCUGGACAGAGCGCUGAGCUGUCCUGCUGCUGGCUGAGGACAUGGCUGUGUGCAUCUUCAUCAGAACGGUUAUGGCCCUUUUCAAACCUGUUUGCACUCUAAAACAAAGUAGCAUUAGAAGGUUCUGCUUACUAGAAUCUUAAAAAAGUCAGAACAGACCCUCAUUUGCUUGAAUAUUGAAAAUCAUAUAAAUAGACCUAAAAUUGUGAGUCUUUAAUUUUGUGCCAUUUCCAGCUCACUGUAGUCAUUUUAUAUAUUUUUUUCUCAUAUUAAUGCAAGAUAUUUUAUUAAAUAUCAUAUUACCAAUAUCUCUGGGUCAAUAAAAGUAGUGAUUUCAUCAUAAGAACACAAUGAAGAAUGUCCUCCAUGAGUUUGUGAAAUGGACUGUAAUAAGCUGGUAGAAUAGCUAUAUGAGAAAAGCACUAUCCUUACAGCUCUGCAACAAUUGUUUUCAGCUUCAGGAUUGGUUCUUUUUCGAUUCACCAAGUACGUCGCAGUAAUGAAUAAACAAUAUUGUUUUUUAUUUCUCUGGCCUUGGUGUAAUUUGAAAAAAGCAACUCCAAAUGAACUGUUUGAAGCUUACUUUUGGGUUACAUCAAAUAAAUCAAUGUAAGCAUGUAAGUCAUCAAAGAAUCCUAAAAAAAUUAUAUUACAAGUUAUUCUGUAAGGGGAUAACUUGAGAAGUAAAAGACCCUGGAUAAACACAUUAUACAUUUUCUUUAAUCGUAAGACGGUUAGCAUAAGUAACCUACUGUAUGUGUCAACGAUAAGUCAUACAAAAAGAAGGAGAAAAAGAAUGCACACUUAAGAUGGCCGAUUUCUGUCACAGAAAAUUGUAGAACAAACUGAGCGCACACUCUCUCUACUCUAAAGAGAUUUAUUUAUGAUGAUUUAUUAAAACUAGUCGAUGUUUUGGCAAACAAGUCUUCAUCAGAAAAUGUAAUAGACAAUUAGCAACUGAAAGGUUCAAAAUAUGAAUAUGAACCUCAUUUUGGAAGCAUUGAUUAAUAUUUUAAACUUUUCUAUAAAAAUGGGCCAGUAAAAAUGAAUUAGAAUUUUGUGAUGAUUAAGUAUCCUAAAAUACCUUUUGUCAACACUCUUCCCAAAAUCAAUAAAUCUCCUCUUCUGGAUCAUCCAGUAAUCUGUGGAAUUGAAUCUCACACUUCUAAUAAAGCCUAGAAUUACCUUUUCCUUGCACCUUUGUACAUCAGCUUGUAGCGCAAUUUUACAGCACAAACUAUAUGUGAAAGAAAAGGUUUAUUAAACUUGAGAUUGAAAUUGCUCCAAAUAAAAUAAACUACUGCUGUGACUUGUUUUUAAGCAAUAAGUUUUCUGAGAAGGAGUAAAAAAUCCCCUUCCUUGCACAAAUUAGAUUACAGUAUAUUGACUCCAGUGAGGAGGAAAGCUAAACAAAAUGGCUGACAUGUCCAUUCAGCUAUAAGUGAAGAUGACAUCAACGUGUUAAUAAAUAAAUGCCUGCUUUAACAACUCUAAUGCCACAAAUGUGAAUAUGAGUUUUCUUACUUGCAUGUAUUUUUGUCAUAGGAAUUUUCAAAAUUGUCUCUGUUUUAAAGUGUUGCUUAACCAGUGUUGUGAUCUUGAUCUUGUAGUCUUUUAGAAUCAAACAUGACCAUCAAAUAUUUAAAGCAAUGGUAUAUACUUUUAUUCCAUUGCUGUAACCACAGAUAUAAAAAGAUUUGUUUGCUUUCACAAUUGCACAGAUACUUUUUAAAAUGGCAAAAUGUCCAUCUGGUGAAUUUAACAAACAUGUUUAGAGAAAAAACUGCUAGAUGUUUUUUCACAGACUUUAAAUUGACAACGUUCAAAAGAUCAGUUAUAGAAAUUGCAAUAACAGAUAUUGCAACAGAAAACUGAGUUAGUCACUUUAAAAAAAAACCCUGUACCCUCUGAUGAAUUCAGCUUUGAAUCUAUGCUUGUGUGCUUCAGAAUGGUUGGAAUACUAAUGCUGCCCCUUUUCACUCCAGAUUUACUGGAUUUAAAUGUAUAUAAAUGAAUGUUUCUUUGGUCCUUGUAAAUUAAAGACCUCACCCAUCAG
Molecule: messenger RNA, 2714 nt
Organism: Lepisosteus oculatus (spotted gar)
Lineage: Eukaryota; Metazoa; Chordata; Actinopteri; Semionotiformes; Lepisosteidae
Product: protein enabled homolog
Source: RefSeq, a predicted model, not a curated record